CCAAUUUUGGGGUACAAAUCCCCAAUUUUGGGGUACAAACCCCGUUUUUGGCAGCCCCCAACCCCUUUUCCCUUUCCAGGGCAUCGCCGUCCAUGGAGGAGGAGGAGAAGCCCCCCCGGGGGGGGGAGGACCCGGCGGGGCCGGGCGAGGAGGGGGGGGGGGGACCCGGGGGAGCCCCCCCAGAACCUGAGGGGUCCCUGCGGCCCAGCCAGGGGCUACUGAAGGCCCUGCAGCGCCUGGUGAGCGGCGCCUUCACCUGGGGACAAGAGCCCCCCCUGAAGCCCCCACGGCAGCGCUGGUGUUGGGGACCCCGGCCUGAGGGCGGCCCGGUUUGGGAGCCCAUGGGGGGCCCGGGGGGGGCCCUGGAGCAGCUGCAGCUCAGCAGCAGCGAGGGCUCCCCCGAGGACGAGGAGCUGGAGUUGGUGGCCGAGGUUCGCGUGGCCGACCUGGGGGGGCUGGCGGCCGCCUCGGGGCUCCUGCGCAGGGAACGGCCCUGGAGGGCCCCCAAAGCAGGUCACCUCCCCGGCUCCUCCUCCCGUCGCUGGCGCGUCCCUGGGGGUCCCCCAUCCCCCCCAGGCCCCCCCGCCGGGACCCCCCCCGCUCCUCCCCUCCCCCACCGGACCCGCCGGGCCCCUCCCCCCACCCCGGGCCGGCCCCGCCGCCCCCGAGGCCCCCGAGCGGCCGCUCCCGGGGGGGGGGCGCCGGGGGGGCCCCAGCAGCAGCAGCAGCAGCAGCAGCGCCCCCCACAGCCCCCCCCCACCAGCCGGGACGAGCCCGGCCGCACCCACCCCCCGGAAAAAGCCGAUUCUUCCUCCUCUUCCUCCUCCUCCUCCUCUUCUUCCUCCUCCCGCUCUUCCUCCUCGUCCGCCUCCUCUUCCUCGGGCCCCCCCGGCCCCGUCUCGGCCCGGCCCCGCUCUCCUUCCCUGGAUAUUUAUGAUCCUUUCCACCCCACCGACGAGGAGAACCCGGGUUUGGGGGGCGGCACAGGAGGAGGAGGAGGAGGAGCCCCCCCGGAUUUUGGUUACGGCAGCGGCGCCGCCUCCUCUUCCUCGCCCGGCAAAGAGGCCGAAGGCCGGCAGGACCAGAAGUACGACCCCUUCGACCCCACGGGCUCCAACCCCAGCUCGUCCCGCAGCAGCCCCAGCCCCGAGGAGGAGGAGGAGGAAGAGGAGGAAGAGGAAGAGGAAGAAGAGGAGGAGGAGGAGGAGGAAGAGGAGGAGGAGGAAGAGGAGGAGGAAGAGGCGCCGGCGCUGCUGCCGGACGUUUCCCACAGCAUCAGCCGCAUCUCGGAGACCUUGGCCGGCAUCUACGACGACAACAGCCUGAGCCAGGACUUCGAGAAAGAUCCGGAACCCCCAAAGACGCCUCCAAACCCUCCCGGCGCCGACUCCACCCUGCCCGAGGAGGAGGAGGAGGAGGAUGAAGACGAGGAGGAGGAGGAGGAGGAGCGCGAGGAAGGCUCCGAAAUGCGGCGCGCCGUGGCCGAGCCGCGCCGCCGCGUCUUCGUGGUGGAUCUGGGCGGCAAAGGCCGCGCCGAGAGCGAGGCUCACCCCAAAUUCGACGGCAAGCUCUCCUUGGAGGUGGUGACCCCCGGCAACCCCAAAGCGCCCCAAAAUCCGGCGGCGCCGCCCCGCAACCGCGCGGCGCCACCCCAAAGCCCUCCCGGCACCGCGGGGCGCCGCGAGUGGGGCACGCCGGGCGACUCGGAGAUCGAGGAGGGAGAGAUCGUGCAGCCGGAGGAGGAGAGGUUCAGCCCCUUGAGGAUUUUCCGUGGCAGUGGCGGUGGUGGCGGCGGCGGUGGUGGCACCACCGGGACCGGCGCCGGGCGCCGCCCGAGGCCGCGCGCCGGAGCCGCGAGCGCCGCGUCUCCCCGAGGAUCCUCAGCCAGCGUCGCCUCCGCGCGCCGCCGUCGCCGCGCUCGCCCUCAGCCACGUCCAGGAAAAAAAUCCAAACGGUCCCGGGAACGCGGCGGCUCCGGGAGCGCCUGGGUCAGCGCCAAAAAAGCUCCGGAGCCGGCGCCGAAAUCCAAAGAGCGGCACCGGCGCCGCGGGUCCAGGUCGCGCUCGCGCCGGCGCUCGUGGUCGCGGCGCUCGAGGUCCAGGGAGAAACGGCGCCGGCGUCGCUCGGGCAGCUCCGGGCGCUCCCGGCACAAAGAGAAACACCGCGGGGAGAAGAAGAAGAAAAAACAGCGCUCGAGGUCCCGGGAACGCCGCGGGUCCCGCAGGGACGGCGGCGACGGAAAGGCGGCCGAGAAGGGCGAGGCGUCGCGGCGGCGCGUGGUGCCGCCCUCGGUGCAGGAGCUCAACGACUCGGAUCUUUUUGCCAUCAAGAGAACCAUCACGGUGAACCGGCGCGCGGCCACGCCCGAGCCCAAACGCGAGGUUCUCUACGAUUCCGAAGGGCUGAGCUUUGAGGGGUUCUCGGACCGCGAGCACGCCGAGUUCCCGGCGAGGAAAACCGAGGUGAGGCCGGCGGCGGAAGGCGGGAAGAAGGAGAAGGAGAGGAAGCGGAGCCGGCCCGAGGAGAGGCCGCCGGGGAGGGAGAAAUACAAGAAGAAAUUUAAAGAUUACGCCGAGCCCGCCGCGGCGGAGAGCGGGAAAAGCAAAGAGAAGCCACGGGAGAAAAGCGGCAGGAAAGGAAAAAACGGGAGGCGGGCACAAGGAAGGGGCGGAAACGGCGGCGCCGAAAGCGCCCGCGGCGGUGCCGAGGAAGGUGAAGCUUCAGUCCAAGGUGUCGGUGUUGAUCCGCGAGGGCGUCAGCUCCACCACGACCACCAAAGAUGGAGGGGGCGGCGGCGGGGCCGGAAUCGGGGUGAAAUUCGCCCGCGACGCCGAGAGCCGCGCGGCGUUCCUGAAAGCCGAGGAGAAAACGGAGAAAGGGACCCCCAAAAACGACGGGGGGCAAACCCGCGACGGGGGCGUGAAACCCCGCAAGGUGAAACCCCCAAAUCAAGGGCGGGGGUGAAGAAAGUCAAAGUCAAAGCCAAGGGCGAGGCGAGGAAGAAGAGGAAGACCAAGGUGAAGAGCGGCGGCGCUUUGAAGAAAUCCAAAGCCGACAGCCAGAGCGCCGCCACCCCCCCUCUCCGUUUGCCCCCCAAACCCGACCCCGCCUGGUCGGGCUCCGAGAAAUCCCCCGGGGGGACCCCGAAACCUCCCAGCCCCCCGUCCCCGGCCGCGGCCGUCACCCCGAAAUCCGCCCCGGCCUCCCAGACCGCCCCGGCCGAGCGCGAGCUGACGCCGGACUCGCAGACCGUGGACAGCAGCUGCAACCCGGACGUGUCCUUCCUCCCCGAGGAGGGCGCGGCGGCGCCGGCCCAGGCCGGGGGCGCCGAGGGCCCGGGGGCCGGGGACCCUCCCGGAGGGGACCCCGAGGCCGACAGCCGCAGCGAGGCCAAGGAGGAGCCGGGCAGGGCCACGGCGGCGGCGGCACCGGGAGCGGCACCGGGAGCGGCGGCAACGGCAACGGCGGCCGGGGCAUGGAGCCUGCAGGGCGGCGUGGACUGCGCCACCAGCGGCGUGCUGGCAC
This is a messenger RNA of Agelaius phoeniceus (red-winged blackbird), 3525 nucleotides long. The record is from RefSeq and is a predicted model, not a curated record. Lineage: Eukaryota; Metazoa; Chordata; Aves; Passeriformes; Icteridae.